GUUUAUUUCUAAAAGUCUCGCAUAAAAGUCUCGUGAUAACAGCGGUUAGGCGUGCGAAUGACGCAGUUUGGUGUCAGGGGAGGGAGGGGAGCCGAGCAGCAGUGUAGGAAAAGAGGAGGAAGCGGCGAGGAUGGCGGAGUCACACCUCUGAAGCAAAUCUUCGAGGGAUUAAAAACAAACAGACGUUGAUGACCUUUUGCAGCCUGAAAGAACUUCUGUCUGAAACUCCUGAGAUUGUAUGCUGUUCAGACACUUAAGCAUGUGGCCCAUGGAUGCCACAAUCCGGCUACUUAAAAAGAUUUUUUCUUCCAUGGCAUUUUAACAAAGGAACAAAGUAUCAAAAGUCUCCAAAAGCCGUUGGAUCACAAGGCUUUUAAUUCAAGGAUAAUCAUAAAUGUGUGGGCCUGCACAGGGAUGUUUUCUUUAAAAGCCUACUUGGCUGUCUGUGUCCCUUUUCCCCCCAAAUAAGUAACCUGACAAAAGAGACUCCCAUGAGCAACUCUGCAAGAGGCCCGAUAACGUCGACAUGAGUAGUACUUUAGGCAAAGAAAAAGAUUCAAAAGAAAAGGACCCCAAAGGUGGUCCCGCUGGGAAAGAAAGGGAAAAGGAGACCAAGGCUCUGGCCGGCUUGGUCAAGGAUGGUGGCAAAGAAUCGAAGACCAAAGGGAAAGAUGCCAAAGAAGGAAAGAAGGACACCAGCAGUUCAACACCGGGUGUUGCCUUCUCCGUCGACAAUACGAUAAAGCGGCCAAACCCGGCAGCAGGUACACGCAAAAAGUCCAGUAAUGCCGAGGUGAUCAAAGAACUCAACAAGUGCAGGGAGGAGAACUCCAUGAGACUGGACCUAUCUAAACGGUCCAUUCACAUGCUGCCGUCCUCCAUCAAGGAGUUGACGCAGCUCGCUGAACUCUACUUAUACAGCAACAAGCUGCAGAGCUUGCCAGCUGAGGUGGGUUGUCUAUCGGGCCUGGUCACGUUGGCCCUGAGCGAGAACUCCCUGACCAGUUUGCCCGACUCCCUGGACUCCCUUAAGAAGCUUCGAAUGCUCGACCUGCGGCACAACAAGCUGAGAGAGAUACCGGCUGUCGUCUACCGGCUGACAUCUCUGACCACGCUGUACCUGCGCUUCAACCGCAUAACAACGGUCGAGAAGGACAUCCGAAAUCUAUCCAAGCUCACCAUGCUCAGCAUCCGCGAGAACAAGAUUAAACAGCUGCCUGCAGAGAUGGGUGAGCUUUGCAACCUUAUUACUCUGGAUGUUGCCCAUAACCAGUUGGAACACCUACCGAAGGAGAUUGGGAAUUGCACACAGAUAACCAACCUCGACCUGCAGCACAAUGAGCUCUUGGACCUUCCAGAGACUAUAGGGAAUCUGGCCAGCAUAAAUCGCUUAGGUCUGAGAUAUAAUAGAUUAUCAGCCAUUCCCAGAUCAUUAGCCAAAUGUCGAGAACUGGAGGAGCUAAACCUUGAAAACAACAACAUUUCAGUGUUGCCAGAGGGCCUGCUUUCAAGUUUGGUCAACCUGACAAGUCUAACACUGGCAAGGAAUUGCUUCCAGUCGUACCCUGUGGGCGGACCAUCCCAGUUCUCCACCAUCUACUCCCUCAACAUGGAGCACAACCGAAUCAACAAGAUCCCCUUUGGUAUCUUCUCCAGGGCCAAAGUGUUAAGCAAGCUUAACAUGAAGGACAACCAGUUAACAUCUCUGCCGCUGGACUUUGGCACAUGGACGAGCAUGGUCGAGCUUAACCUGGCCACUAAUCAGCUGACAAAGAUCCCAGAGGACGUCUGUGGUCUAGUCUCUCUAGAGGUGUUAAUAUUGUCCAAUAAUCUUCUCAAGAAGUUACCACAUAGUAUUGGGAAUUUGAGGAAGCUACGAGAGCUCGACUUAGAGGAAAACAAGUUGGAAUGUCUGCCUAAUGAAAUUGCAUAUCUUAAAGAUUUACAGAAAUUGGUGUUGACAAAUAAUCAGCUGACUACGUUACCCAGAGGCAUCGGCCACCUCACCAACCUGACUCAUCUGGGUUUGGGAGAGAACCUGCUGCAACACCUUCCCGAGGAGAUUGGUACACUGGAGAACCUGGAGGAACUGUACCUCAAUGACAACCCCAACCUGCACAGCCUCCCGUUCGAGCUGGCCCUCUGCAGCAAGCUGUCCAUCAUGAGCAUCGAGAACUGUCCCCUCAGCCACCUGCCGCCCCAGAUUGUGGCGGGGGGCCCCUCCUUCAUCAUCCAGUUCCUCAAGAUGCAGGGACCGUACCGUGCCAUGGUCUGAGCCAAGAGCAGCUCGAUCCCAGUCCCACUUUAACUCCAAACCCUCCACUUGCUCUGCACCCUCGCGCCUGGCGCCCCCCCACACCCACCAUUACGUGUAUCUUACACUGUAAAGCAAACGAGACUCUCCACAAUCAGUGUCGAGAGAGGAAGGAGGAGGAAGAAGUGAGAAAAAAGGUCUUUCACUAUCCUCGGGCAGACACAAGGUGAAUCUUUGGAGACCUGACUUCUGUGUUGCUCCAGAGUUUAUCACGGUCAUUUUAGGACCCCGGCCACCCCCUGCUCGUCCUUCACUCCGAAUCAUACAGGAGGAAAAAAAAUGUCCAUCUCUUUGCCAAAACUGAAGAUAUAUAAAGUUAUAUAUAUUGAGUAACUGUGAGCUAAGUGGCAAGUCUUUUAACCAUAUAAACCAUGCUCCCAUUGCCAAUGUAUUUACAGUAACUACAAGCAUCUAUUAUGUGAGCAAGGAUACAAUUGUAUGCAAAAACAAACAAAAAAAGUCUUUUGAACUUCACAUUUACUGCUGCUGCCGUAAUUUUAACUGUCAUCUUGUCAUAUUUUCUUUUGAUAUUCCCUUUUUUUAUCAUCUUCCUCAAGAUAAAUUAUGUCAAUUGCUUUUUGACCAUAGAGAACAAAGGUCUAAUGAUGGUGUGUUCCUUUUUUUUCUUUUUUUUCAAUCUUUCAUGAUUUAAAAAAAAAACUGUGCCUAUGUUUAGGAGUGAUCGAGUGGUUCAUUUCUAAACACAAUUGUCCAUGAGAAUACAAAGAUAUAAAUUAUUUCCUUUUUUUUAUUACUGCUGUUUUGACUUUUUUUUUUUUUCAUUUUUGCUGUUGCAUUAAUCUGUUAAAAUGGGCGAUAUCAGUUGUAAAAUAGGUUAAUUGGAGAUCUUUUUAUGAAAUAGCAGCAGUGGUUGUUCAGCAUUAAGCUAGUAAUGUACACAUAUGAGAAAUGCCAAUCAUACACGCUUGGGGAGGACAAAAAGAAAAGUAAGUUGGGACUUGAACGGGCGGUGCCACGACCCCAGGGUCAAAAAUGCAUAUGUGAUGGGAUAAGUGCUAGGAGAUGCUUUUGUAUAUGUACACAAGUCCUGGUUGUUGCCUUGGGUGCAAUUUUAGUUAUGUUUACUUGUUUUAUAUUAUCUCCAGUGUUGGGCUGCAGAGCUGUAAUCCAGUUGAUCAUUGACCAACAUAUCAAGCGUUUUUUAAAAAGACGUGAUCUGGGUCUUUGGAGCUUGUGGUGAGUGCAUCACAGCUUCAAACAAGAUUUCAUAAUAACCGGUAACAGGUAAAUUCUUGACACUUUUUUUGUUAUUUUUUUAACAGGGUCUCCCAAUAAUCUUAAUUACAUUCAUUUUGUCCCACACUGUCCUAGCAAUGCUGCUGCUCUCAUGCACUUUUGUUUAAAAUACAUUGGCACCCACUAUAUUUAGGCAACAAAAAAACACAGUAGCCUCUCAUUGGUUGUUUUUGAAUGGGGGCAUUUUUUUGUUUUUGUUUCAUAAAUAAGUAUUUUAUCCGUUAAUUUGUAUCAAUUUGAAUAUAAGUUUCGAGUUUCCCAGGCUCAGAAUAUACUAGUAAUUUUCUUUUGGGGAAGUUUUAUCCUGUCAAACAUUGGUUUCAAAUUCCCAUAUCCUGCUUCCUUCAUUGCAAGUGAACUGGCUUACUGCAGGUCAGUUCAGCAUAAUGUUUUAUUUCAAAUCAAUUCACAUUGAGUGUUUACGAUUUUCCUAAAUGAUGAAAUGUGUAUUCAGUUAGUAUUAUUUCAAAUGUGUGUACAUUAAAAGCCCCAACAAAAGGUUAAUCAAACCAAACCUUUUUUUUUUUCUUGAAAAUGUGUUGCAUCCCGACUCUAUAUCCAAUCAUGAUUCUGUUUUGUAUUGAAAUGUCUGGGUCUACUAUUUCUUUGCAGCAGCUUUGGUGUGUUUUGUGUGAGCUGUGGUCCGGUCUCCUGGGCGAUGAGCGCCACAGUGCUCGGAGGGGGCGGGUAUAUAUGGGGGGGGCAAAUGUACCGCUGCUUCUAAUUUACCAGCAGAACUUGUUGCUGCUUUUCGUGGACUGAUACAUAUGCUGUACAAGGCGGAGGGGGAGCUGGGGGGGGGCAGGAGGUGGGAGACGAUCCACUCCCGAUACAGACUUUUAUUCGGAAAAACCCUGGCGAGGGACAAAUCCACUGACCUUUUUUCAAAUCGGCCUGGUGGUUUUCUCACAGAUCAAAUCGUUUGGACACAACGAUGAGACGACACAACAAGGUGCAUAUUUGAGCUUAAUGCAGUUACAGUACAAGACUGUCGGAAAAAGACACACAAAUAAAAAAAAUUGUAAAAAGGGCUUUCUGUGUUCAUGCUCAACAACACACCGGAGGCAUUGCAUUCCUGGUUUUCUAUAAAAGCUUUGGAAGUUUCUUUUUGGUGUAUUUUAUUUACUUUUAGCUGUAAACAAUUGUGUGAAAAUGCCUUCAAUGAGUACUGGGUGAGAUGUGCAUUAGGUAUGCAGCAACAGCGCUGUGACCCAUUUUUACAUUCAGAUCUCUGUUUUUACUUUUUUUCAUGUGCCAUUCUGUAAGGUUGAGAAUGCCAGUGUAUGAAGACGCAGAGGAGGAUGAUGAUGAUGAUGAUGAUGAUGAUGAUGGGGGACGGGCAGAAACUGGACAGGGCUAAUGGACCGGAGAGCAUUUAUCAGAUCCUGGAAUGUAGUUCAAAUGUGUUGUGGAGGAGCUGGACGUCACCGACUGGCCCGCUCAGUUCAAGGUGCGACCUGUUGGAUCAAAGUGGUGACGAUGUAUUGCAUACUGGCGCAUCCUUAACAAUCGGGAGUGUAAUUGGUGGUUAUUUUUCUAUCGUCUGUGACUUUUAGGCCGUGGGGAGCAUCACAGAAUCAAGUCAUUUCGCACCUUAAGCUUUUCUUCUUCUUUUUUCCCCCCCUCUCUCUCCCUCUGAAUCGUACAACUUGUCUUUUUCUUGCCUGGUUGUUUUGUACAGGAACCAAGCAUGUUGGACACAUUUGACAUGAUUUGUCUGGGUCGGAAUCAGGCGUUUUUGCAUAGGGGACUUCGAUCUAGUGGCUAUUUGGUGUAUCUGCAAAUGCUCCCUUUUUGUAUAUUGCAAAGGGUAUCGAAGCAUUGUGUGGCAAUGCUUAUCCUACUUAAUCUACAUUGACAAGCAGCCUUAAUGGUCUUUUUUAUGUGUUUGGCUAUUCCUCGUGUCUAUGGCCACUGACUGUACUUGAUGACAAGCAACUGGUUGUUACAAUGUAAAUUUGGAAUCUAAUUUCUUUCUGUCUUAUUUUUCAUUUUACUCUGUACAGUGAUCUGACGUUACGGUAGACUCAGUAUUACAGAAUCUGUAAUGUGAUGAGAGUUUUACAAAAAGACAAAUGGUGUAAUGGAAGGUAAUGCCAUUAUGCUACCAAGUGGAUGUGCAUUAGCUUUGCGCCUCACUUGUCUUUGGCAUUAAAGGGGAAUUCCACUAAAACUGACUUGCAUUGUUAUUCUGCAAAAGUAGAUCCCUUUUUUUAACAGAUUGAUUUUUUUUGGUCUUUUUCAUGUUUUUCUCCAUAAGUCAUAUCAGACUUUUAGUCAUUAGAUUGUGAGAUCAGGGGAAAUAAAAGUAUGUGACAUCAGCUGUAAUAGUAUGAGACUGUUCAGAAUUUAAUUUAGACAUAAUUUUUAUUAUCAGAAAGAAAAAUACACUUAAAGGUUGUUUUUUUUUUACCUCAUCUUGAGAGCACAUAAAUACAUAAAUGUUCACUUUCUCCCCAAUCAAAACAAGCCAGUUUUGUUGGAACAGCCCUUUAAUGUGAUUUCCCACUGCCCUGUAUACCACUCACAUGCACGCGCACCCCCCCCCCCCCCAAGAGCUCACACACUGUACUCUGUACUAUCUCCAUACAUUAACUUGACUGCCUUAUGCGCACCAAGCAGAACCUUUGACCAUAUGAUUUAAUCAACCAAAACAGAUAAUCAUUUCCCCCCCUUUUUAAUUUCUUCCUUUAAUGUCAAUAAAGGGAUCUGGGUCCACAGAUUGAAGCAGAAUUGUUGAGUCUGUCGUCUCUUGGACGAGCAGAUGCAGACAUGACUACCUCUUUGUGAGUCUCCAAUCCUAAACCACAGUGACCAAGAUCCCGUCUGAGGUGUUUCUGCCUGUGUACAUACUGCACAAAGCUGCAGGUUGGCAGCAGGACCUUGGAUUUGGACCAGCAAUUCAACAAGAGUUAGUUGUAUUAAGCAUAUUUCUGUUGUUUUUAUUUGGGUUAUAUGCCUUUACUAAGUAUUAUUUGGCAAAUGAAAAAGAGGGGGAAAAACGACUGAUUUGUGAGCUUUGCUGUAAAUGACAAACCUUACCGAUGCCGCCCCAUUGUAAGACAGAUAUCCUGAAACCCGACCGGUUGCAGAGUGCUACUUUGCGAGUGCAAGACCAUGUUUGGUGAUGUUCUGUAUGUACAUACAUCUUUUUAACUGUAAUAAACCGAUAAAUAUUUACAAAUUUA
Scophthalmus maximus (turbot) is the source of this 6759-nucleotide messenger RNA. It is a transcript of the gene shoc2, whose product is annotated as SHOC2 leucine rich repeat scaffold protein. The record is from RefSeq and is a predicted model, not a curated record. The transcript has 9 exons. Lineage: Eukaryota; Metazoa; Chordata; Actinopteri; Pleuronectiformes; Scophthalmidae. Gene Ontology annotation, molecular function: protein phosphatase 1 binding. Bases 527 to 2275 code for a protein of 582 amino acids.